Molecule: messenger RNA, 1095 nt
Organism: Orbicella faveolata
Lineage: Eukaryota; Metazoa; Cnidaria; Anthozoa; Scleractinia; Merulinidae
Source: RefSeq, a predicted model, not a curated record
UUUUGCAAGGAGUUCAAUUUAUGGUUAUUUAAUUUUAAAAUAAUUUUGUUAUAGCAGGAGAAACGACAGCUAAAGCUAAACCCAUGGAGACGGCCGAAACUGCAGUAGACAUUCCUCCAGACGCGGGCGGAUUAAUUGUGACUUUGGAGGUAUUUUCUGGUGUUCCCGACCCACAGUGGAUGAUUCUUCGCAAUAACUCCAAGUUCCAGGAGAUAAAAAAAGGUCUGCACCGUGGACGAAAAUACGCCCCAGAAAACGCGCCUGGAAAGCUUGGCUACGAAGGAUUUCUAGUUCAAGAGGUGAAAGACGGGAAAAAGCAACCGGAAGUACUGAUCGUGGGCCGGGGAACAGUAAUGUUACAGCUACUACUACUCAAGAGCAUACCAAAAGAUAUGAUAUCGGAAAGAAUUUACAACAUUGUUCAGAAGGAAAUACAAGGUGGAAAAGUCGGGGCCGUAUUAUACAGUACCAAGAAGCGUCACGCGCCUUCGUACCGUCCAUCGUAUUGGAACCAUGAAGAUCAUAUCGAACUUAAUAACUGCUACAACUAUGGAAGCACUAUCAGAACCGAUACCUUUGCGCAGCCUGGACUUGCAUCUGGACGACCGCUUCCUCUCCUGUUUAAAGCAAAGGACGUGAAAAUUUCUGCAGAGGCUGAUGGCUUAAGAUUUAAGCGAGCCCUACCCUCCAUGCGCCCCCCUGCUGGACGAAGACACUUGGUAGCCUUAGUUCAUUACGAAGGUGAUCCAAAUAAUCCAUAUGAUCGUGAUUAUCACUGGUACCGUUUGGAUGAUAACGGAUUCUGGUCACACAAACCUGGAAGAACUCACGCCACUGACAGGGAUGGACGAGGGAACAGGAUCCGAGAUCCACGAACAGCUGCCAAUGGCUUCAUCCCUUAUAAAUUUGUUUGUUUCAUGACCUUGAAUAGAUUUACUGUUAAAGUUAGGUAAGAAAUUGAUCUACUUUUCAAGCAAGGUCAAUGUCGCAUUUGCUGCCAUAGUACCAGUUGUAAGUGUUCACUUUAGUGGAGAGACCUGUAACCACAGAAACGUGUAAUGCAGUAAAACCAAUAAAAGGGUGUUGAAAACCUAA